AUUGGAAAUUGGUUCUUCAGCGCGCAUACACCAAUCCAACCAUUUGCCGUGCGUUCGCUUUAAAACGCUCUCUUGCUCACAAACACACUCGUAGACGCCUUCCCAUCUGGUGCAUUCUUCUCUGCUGCUGGACGUUGAUGCACGCGCACGCUCUGCUUUUUCCCUAUUUUUUAAUAUUUUUCGCGUCAUGGCUUGUAGUUUGAAAAACGCUCUGGAACGUCGCGCAACGUUUUACCGGAUGAUAAGCACCCAACCCGCUUGGAUAACAAACGCGCUGGUAGUACAGCUAAAUUGCAUACAUAUGUGUAGAUACACAAAUAAAUAAGUAAGGUUUUGAUUGAUUCGGAGAAUUUAAAGUAAACGAUGCAAAUUUUUGCUGGAAUCUUCUUAAAGUUGCUGGUGUAGUGAUAAAAUUUUAAAUUAUCCACAAAUACACACAUUUUUUACAAACAAAAACCCAAAAGUGAAUAUAUGUAGUACUCCUGUUGAGAUUGAGAAAAAGUUAAAUCGAACAAAAAGGAUUUAAAAAAAAUUUGUUGAACCAAAAAAAAAAAGAAAUCGAAAAUCAAUCCUUGUGAUUAAAAAGGAUAAACAAACGAAUUUGGUGCAUUUUGUUGGUUGUAUACUGUCAAAGUGAAAUUAAAACUAUCAAAUAAAAAAAGUUGUAUUAAAAAUCAAAAAAUAAUAAUUAAACCAUAUUGAUGCUGUGGAUUGCGCAAGCCCAUGGAAUACUAUGUGAUUAAUUUGGAAUGAAUUUUAAUUAAAAUAUAUUUAUCUUACGACUGGCAUACAUUCAAAAGACUUCUAAAACCCGCCAAAUUUGAAUAAACCUUCCACCAGCAUUUAUAUAAACAUACAUACAUACGUACACUCAUCUAUAUAUAUUUUAUAUAGUACAUACAUAUAUGAAAUAAAAGCUCAACAUAAGCACCGAUACAAAAAGCGUAGAUCUGCAAAACAGUAUUACAAAGCAUGGGCGAAUUGGAAGAGAAGGAGACAGGACCAUCAGAAACCACACCACAGCAAGAGGUUGUUGACGAACCCAAAGAAACCGACAAGAUGCUCGAGAAAAAAAACGAUGCCGACACGGCUGAGCAGCAAACAGAAAAUGCGGACGCAAAGGAUAAGAAUCCAAGUCCUAAUGCGGAAAAGAAAAAGGCUGCCUCCUCCAAACCAACAACACCAACUUCUUUGAGUGGUAAAAAAUCUCGCACCCAAUCGGUUGAACAGCUGGCCACCGCGCAAGCCGGUGCUGCGGAAGCGCAGCCCGCAAGGGUAAAUGGCGGUAGCGGCGAGGAAAUUAUUGACAUACCCGAAACUGGUAAGAGUGAGGAGAGUGAUGAAAAGAAAAUCUCCACUCAAGAUCGUGAAGUAAAGCCGAAGAAAAUACCAAUUGGUGGUUUGAAAUUGCCUGGGUUCUUUAUGAAAAAUAAGCCCAGAGCUGAUGGAGAUGGUGCUGAUGGUGAACUAUUGGAAAAGGAAAACAAGGAUGAAGUGCCUGCCGAUGCUGCUGCGAGCGCCGAAGGCAAACCGAAGAAGGAAGAGAAGCCACGCAGUAAUUUUGGUGAGCGCUUGCGUAACUUUUUCGUGCGCAAGCCAGCCGCAGAAAAGCAACAGACCGCGAAACAAACGGCCAAUGGAGAUGCUGAUGCAAAGAGUGAAGCAACUGCUGAGGCAGCUGCCGCCGAUGGUGAGGCUAACAACACAACCACCGUUUCUGAUGCGCCACCACAGAAGCGAGGUCUAUUGAAUGCUAUCAAAUUGCCGAUUGCAAAUAUGAUACCGCGCAAGAAGACAGAUGACGACGUGGAACUGGGCAUGAGCAAGGCUGGACUGGCCUCGAUGGAGACACUCGAUGACUCGCUGAAGGAUCAGGAUUGUGUUGAUAAGGCACCCGCUAAGAAUAAUGGCACCGAUGAGAUUACCAAGCUGAAGAAAUCACCUAGUGGUGAAAUCAAGCAAGCUUCGCCGGAAGAGAAAUCACCCGAGGAGCCAGAAAUCCCUAUGUCCUUUGCCGAUCGCUUGCGUUCGUAUCGCUGCUCUGUGGAUGAUGGUCUCAUCGUGCUAGGCAUUUUACUCUUCAUUUUGCUACUCGUUGUUAUCGGCUAUGUACUGUCGCACGAGACGCUCACCUCGCCGCCAUUGCGCGAAGGCCGCUUCAUUGACGCAGUAACCGGUUGUGGCAUGGUUGAGGGCUUACAAGAGGAUGGCGCAUUCGCCUUCCGUGGCAUUCCAUACGCUCAACCACCCGUGGGGGAUCAACGCUGGCGGGCGGCACAACCGAUUAGCGGCAUAGAAGACUGCUGGAACGGUACUUUGAAGGCGCACAACGUCAGCAACUAUUGUACACAACGCCUGGGCAAUGGCACUCUUGUGGGCGAUGAAGAUUGCCUCUAUUUGGAUAUCAUCACGCCGCAUGUACGCUACACCAGCCCAGUGCCCGUAAUUGUACUAAUCGGCGCCGAAACAUUGACUGGUCCCUCACCGGGUGUGCUCCGCCCAUCUGCGCGUUAUUCACGUUCGCAUGACGUCAUUUUCGUGCGUCCGAAUUUCCGUUUGGGUGCAUUUGGUUUUCUCGCACUCGACGUGCUCACCAAGGACGCCUAUCCACGCACAUCGGGCAACUAUGCGCUAACGGACAUCAUUGCCGCACUAAAAUGGAUACAAUUGAAUAUCGCACACUUUGGCGGUGAUCCCAAAUCAGUGACGCUACUCGGCAACCGCGCAGGCGGCACUCUCGUAUCGGCGCUGGUGACAUCCAACAAAGUUAACGAACUCUAUACACGCGCUUGGGUCUCUUCUUCGUCUGCGAUUUUCCCUGGCAAACCAUUGGAAGAGUCGGAGAAGCGUAAUGAGCAAUUUAUGACCGCUUUGGAUUGUCAAGAUGUUGCAUGCUUACGCACCGCCUCCACCGAACAAAUUUGGGCUGCCACACCAGACACUUGGCUACACUUUCCCGUCGACCUGCCGACCGUUGAUGAAAAUCCAGGCGCGCAUCACGAGUGGCUCGUACUGGAUGGUAACAUACUUCAACGUCAUCCAGCCGAUGCCUGGAAGGAAGAGCAUACCGGCAAACCGAAACUUGUGAUGGGCACAACAGCGCAUGAGGCGCACACCGAACAACUGCGACAACGCCACGCCAACUGGACUGCUGAUGAGGUGCGUGCUUUCAUCCAUUCGUCGAAAAUCGGCGCACUCAAUCUAACCGAAGAAGCUAUACGACUCUACAAUGCGACCAACUAUCGCAGUUUGGUCACCAUGAUCACCGACAUACGCACCAUUUGCCCGCUGCUAACCAAUGCGCGCCUACAACCAUCAGUGCCCUUCUAUGUGGUGCAACAGGGCGAGGGCGAACACCAAUUGGCCUCUGUCGAUACAGAUGUGCUCGCCAUACUGGGCCGCUAUGAGCCGCACACUGUUGAACAACGACGAUUUGUGUCGUCCAUGCAACAGCUAUUCUACUAUUACAUUUCACAUGGCACCGUGCCACAAUACGAACCGAGUCGACGAGUGUUGUAUGUUGCGCAAGAUCCGCUGCCACAACAGGAUCAUCCAAAUUGUAAUUUCUGGAUACGUCAUGACAUUGUGCCGCGUUAUGCACGCGUGGAUUAAGGUGGUGUGCGGUAGGCAUGGAGAGGGGAAGGGAAGGGCGAAAGCGACUGAGUUGUCCUGCGGUGAGGUAGAGAGAGCGACAAACCUGUUGAUAAACAAGUUGAUGUGUGUUAAAUAGUAUGCGAAGCAGGUGGCUGUGGAUUUUUGUAGAGCGAAAUGAAAACAAAGAGAACAAAUUGGGAGCCGUGCAGAGUCCACCGUGGCUGCGGCACAUCGAUGUUUAAUACAUAGACAAGCAUACACAUGCCUACACCCAAAUAAAGACCAUUCAUAUACGAAUGCAUUUAUAGAAACUACAAAAAAAAUAAGUA
This is a messenger RNA of Rhagoletis zephyria (snowberry fruit fly), 3923 nucleotides long. It is a transcript of the gene Nrt, whose product is annotated as Neurotactin. The record is from RefSeq and is a predicted model, not a curated record. Lineage: Eukaryota; Metazoa; Arthropoda; Insecta; Diptera; Tephritidae.